AUGUAUUGUUUUGUAGGAUCUUGGGUUGUAACGUGUGGUACAGAAUCCGGAGUAGUACAAUUUAUUAAAGACGCUGUAAAUGACCAUGUCACUUUGACAACCUAUAAUAUUCCAAUAGUUGGAAUUAUGACAAAGAGAGUAUUAGACGAUAUAAAAGACACCACAAAAUCUGUAAAGAUUUUGACAGAAUAUGAAAAAGAGCCCAUUACUACGACUACAAUUCCUGUCAAGUCAACAAAGGAAACAUUGGAUCCAAAUCAUACUCAGUUUAUUUUCCUAGAAGAUUCGAGCAGAAAACAUAUCGGACGUAAUGCGUCAUCCCAAUGUAGAAAUGCUUUCGAAAGUUUCUUACGGAAUAUCAAAGAUGCAGAUAUCAAGACUGACAAAAUCAAUGAAGGGAUUAAAACUACAAAUAAUCACAAAAGAAGAAAAGACUCCAAGCCUGAUACAAACUUAAUAUUGCCCGUUGUCUUGGUAGUAAUUGAAGGAGAUAUUGGUGCAAUGAAAACAGCUUGGAGUGUACUGAAAAAUGACAACCCUGUAGUGCUAAUAAAAGGGUCAGGUGGAGCAGCAGAUUUCCUGUCAACUUGCUAUCAACACAAUUCUAAAAACGGCAACUGUGGCUUAGAGAAUCUUUCAGACUCAGUUGAAAACAUACAAGAAUUGAUAAAAAAAUGCUUUGAAGAUGACUCCAAAAUGGCAGAGGCAAUAGAGAUGGCUACGUUAUGUCUGAAGAAACCGAAAUUGAUUAAUAUAUAUUCGCUGGAGGACAAAACUGCAAAAGUAGACGAGUUUAUUCAGAAUGCUUUGUUCGACACAUACAAAGGCUUCUAUGAAAGAAACAUCAGAAAUCAAACAGAACCGACAAACAAAAGAGAUCUCAAAACUGAAGCAGUUAAAACACAACUGAAACUUGUGGAAAAGUGGAAAAGAUGUGACAUCGCUGAAAACGAUAUCUUUGUAGCCGAAAACCGAAAGCAACUUAUUGAUUUACAGUCACUUAAUACACAAAGGAUGAGAAAAUUAGAAGGAUCAAUCCAAUUAAUAAUUCGAAAAGUGAAUCAGAAGUAUACUUCUUGUUUCUUUGAUGGAAAUCUAUCACGGCAAUUCAAAGGCAAUUUUUUAAAGUUCAAUGAAAAAAACAAGGCAAAAUACUUCACAGAUGUAUCAGAAUCUUUUACAACUUUGAUUUAUAGUUUAAAUAAUACAGAUUUUUGUGAGCACUAUUGGGAGUUAAAGACAAUAAUAGCAGAAAUCGUAAAUGAAUACCAAAAAGACGGUGUCUCACACCUUUUCCAGUCAUCGCUUGUGGACAACAGAACGGACUUUGUAAUGUUGGUAAUGGAAAGAAUAGAAAGUAUGAAAAUGUUUGUACUCGGUUAUAUACCAGAUUUAUACAGGAGGUGCAUUUAUGAAAGCAAAGAUGACUUAGCAAUAGAGCUUAUUGAUCAGGUAAAGGUGCAUUUAUGA
Messenger RNA from Mytilus trossulus (common blue mussel), 1470 nucleotides. RefSeq names its product transient receptor potential cation channel subfamily M member-like 2. The transcript has 10 exons. Bases 1 to 1470 code for a protein of 489 amino acids. Gene Ontology annotation, biological process: calcium ion transmembrane transport. Gene Ontology annotation, cellular component: plasma membrane. Gene Ontology annotation, molecular function: ligand-gated calcium channel activity. Lineage: Eukaryota; Metazoa; Mollusca; Bivalvia; Mytilida; Mytilidae. The record is from RefSeq and is a predicted model, not a curated record.